AUCACAAGGAGGAGUAGGUCAACCGCUGGAGUCGCCGGAAUGCGUCUCCGCGGUCACUCCAAGUCCGAGUCACCUCGAGUAGACUCGAGGACGUCGACCCCGAAAAGCCAGAAAGGCAGCUCGCCGCGCGCUGCGGUUGUCAAUCGCAAGAAGUCCGAUGCGCCUGAUACAAAGGCGAAACGGGUCCGAACCGGAUGUCUCACCUGUCGGGAGAGGCACCUCAAGUGCGACGAGGCGCUGGGUAGAUGUCUGAACUGUCAGAAGUCUGAUCGGAUAUGUCGACGGGGCGUUCGGCUCAAUUUCAUUGAUACGCAGACUGUCGCGCCGCCGCAUGUAAUCGAUCGACCGCAUGGCGCCAAGGUGACAUUCCGAGACGACUCGCGCUUCAUUGCAUCUGAAUAUGUCGGCGGCUUCGAACGGUAUCCUCCGCCCCAACCGGAAAGCCCGAUCGAGGAGCGACGGCAGCUACAUAAUGAGGCUUUCAAUGCCAUCAGCCAAGACUUCUUGACGAGCUUGUUCCAAUCGGCAGCCCACUCGUUUGACUCAACUGGCUUUGAUGUCCCCCACGACUUUAUUGUUGGGCCUGAUACUUGGCACGGGCCACAUAUUGUGCCCGGCGAUGAAUUGCUCCCGCAUGGCACUUCGAAUUUUGCACGAAAGCUGGCAACGAAGCAGUUUGGCCCUUCUUCACUAAGUGAUCCCGAGCAAAUAUUUCUUUUACAAACCUUUGUGGACGAGGUCGGACUUUGGAUGGAGUCGAUGGAUUCAUUCCGUCAUUUCACACAAACUCUACCAUACUAUGCCGUUGAUGAGCCGAUGUUACUCAAGGCUUUCCUAGCUUGUGGUGCGCGACACCUCUCGAUAACAAACCCUUCGUUUGGAGAAGAGAGAGCGAUUCAUUACUACGAGAGCACCACGCAGGAUCUCAUGGUCUUAAUGCAAGAUCCAAAUCGCGAUUCGGUCUUGUGCGCGACAACCGCACUCGUCCUCAGCAUAUACGAGCUGAUGUCCGCGCAACCAGCACUCAAGACUAAUCAUAUUGGAGGGUCAAGAGCAUUGAUCCGCGAGUGUAAUUGGACAUCAAAGACGCCCGGUCUCGGUGGUGCGUGCUUUUGGAUCAAUACUUGCGUGGAGUUGCUGAGUUGCUUGCAACAUGGCUGGUCGCUCUCUUGGGACCCAGAUACAUGGGGGGUCGAUAUGGACAUGGAUCAAGGGCAUCAUUUUGCAAAGGGAGAAGAACUGUGGCUCCACCGCAUACUCUAUAUUUGCGGAAAAAUAAGUAUUUUCCGAGCUGCACGACAGCACCGGCAAUCCUCUGAUGACGCGGGUAUGCAGAAUGGCAACCUCAGCUCGGACCUGCAAGAAUGGGGUCAUUAUAACUCCUGGUGUGAUCAAUGGGCCAAGACCGCGCCGGCGUCAAUGCAACCAUUGGGUCAUAUGCAGCCAUGGGGCAGAAAUGACAGUUCAGUUUUCCCGACAAUAUGGCUUAUCAAGAGACCCGCGAUUCUUGCCCAGCUGUUCUACCACACAUCUCGCAUCCUCUUAGCUAAAUGCCACCCGAUGGAGUCUGACUUCCUGGUAGAGAUGAGAGAAAUGCAGCAUGCCCACGCUUAUGAUAUCUGCGGCCUCAUCGUGAACGUGAAAGACCGCGGUGUGGUUAACGUAUCAAUACGUUGCCUCACCAUCGCGGCAUCAUGUCUCGAGUCCCGCGAAGCUCAAGAGGAGGCACUUCGACUAUUGCAUUCCACGACUCAGAAUACCAUCUGGCAGAAGGAACCUAUCGAGGACGAACUGAAGCAUCACUGGGGAUGGCCUGCUCCACACCCGGAAACACUGGAUCCAAGCCAGAUGCACAACCAUGAUUACUAUGACCUCAAACUGGACCCGGCAUUAUCGAUCUCGAGGGGCUCCGAGAUGCACUCGUCUCUUGUAAAUCCUUUUUUAAAUACGGGGGACUUUUCGACGGACAAUCAUCCUUAUCAGGCAUUCUAUGUGGCUCCUCAUCAUGCGCCGCAUUAUGACUAUGGGUCUUACCUUUAA
Penicillium argentinense is the source of this 2040-nucleotide messenger RNA. RefSeq names its product Zn(II)2Cys6 transcription factor. Gene Ontology annotation, cellular component: nucleus. Gene Ontology annotation, molecular function: DNA-binding transcription factor activity, RNA polymerase II-specific; zinc ion binding; transcription cis-regulatory region binding. Gene Ontology annotation, biological process: positive regulation of transcription by RNA polymerase II. The transcript has 3 exons. NCBI's taxonomy places the organism in Eukaryota, Fungi, Ascomycota, Eurotiomycetes, Eurotiales, Aspergillaceae. The annotation marks the transcript as partial. The record is from RefSeq and is a predicted model, not a curated record.